This is a messenger RNA of Prosopis cineraria, 1502 nucleotides long. RefSeq names its product cinnamoyl-CoA reductase 1. Bases 215 to 1228 code for a protein of 337 amino acids. Lineage: Eukaryota; Viridiplantae; Streptophyta; Magnoliopsida; Fabales; Fabaceae. The record is from RefSeq and is a predicted model, not a curated record. The transcript is spliced from 5 exons. Gene Ontology annotation, molecular function: oxidoreductase activity, acting on the CH-OH group of donors, NAD or NADP as acceptor.
UGAGGUCUGGCAGGCUCUUUGGGUUAUAAAACGCCAUGCUCUGUUUCCACUUCCUCUCGUCAAGCCAUAUUAUCAUCUUCUCCGCCCUCUAACGUCCUCACCAACCCCAGAGAGAGAAGAGAAAGGAUUCUUCUUUUCCAACGUUUGCUGUUUUGCUGUAUCAAAUACUUUCGUUUCCAUUCCAAUUUUGUUGCUGUAUCAAACACUAGCCACCAUGCCCGCCGCCGCCGCCUCUUCAGGUUCCGGCCAAACCAUCUGCGUCACCGGAGCCGGUGGCUUCAUCGCAUCUUGGAUCGUCAAACUUCUCUUGGAGAGAGGCUACACUGUUAGAGGCACCGUCAGGAAUCCAGAUGAUUCUAAGAAUGCGCACCUGAAAGAGUUGGAUGGAGCACAGGAGAGGCUAACUCUUCAUAAGGUUGAUCUUCUCGAUCUUGAGUCCGUGAAAGCUGUCGUUGAUGGCUGUCACGGUGUCAUUCACACGGCGUCUCCCGUCACAGACAAUCCCGAAGAGAUGGUGGAGCCAGCAGUGAAUGGAACGAAGAAUGUGAUCAUAGCGGCUGCAGAAGCAAAUGUGCGAAGAGUAGUGUUCACAUCAUCCAUUGGGGCAGUUUACAUGGACCCCAAUAGGAGCAUUGACAUGGUGGUUGAUGAGUCUUGCUGGAGCGAUUUGGAAUAUUGCAAGAACACAAAGAACUGGUACUGCUAUGGGAAGGCAGUGGCAGAGCAGGCAGCAUGGGAUGAGGCAAAAGGAAGAGGGGUGGACUUAGUUGUUGUGAACCCAGUUUUGGUGCUGGGACCAUUGCUCCAAUCCACCAUAAAUGCUAGCACAAUUCACAUACUCAAGUAUCUCACUGGCUCAGCUAAAACCUAUGCAAAUGCCACUCAGGCUUAUGUUGAUGUUAAGGAUGUGGCAUUAGCCCAUAUUCUGGUUUUUGAGACCCCUUCUGCUUCUGGUCGUUUUUUAUGUUCUGAGAGUUCACUCCACCGUGGAGAACUGGUUGAGAUCCUGGCCAAGUACUUCCCAGACUACCCAAUUCCUACCAAAUGUUCAGACGAGAAGAAUCCAAGAGCAAAACCCUACAUAUUCUCUAACAAGAAAUUGAAGGAUUUAGGGUUGGAGUUUACCCCAGUGCAUCAGUGCUUAUACGACACUGUCAAGAGCCUGCAGGACAAGGGCCAUCUUUCUCCCCCCGACAAGCAAGCAGAAUCUGCUCAGAUUAAAUCCUAAACAUCUAGCCUCAAGAAUGAAGAUUAGUUACCGAGUGAUUAGUUCCUAUGUAGUAGUAUCAUUAUUAUCAUUAUUACCAUCAUUAAAGAUAAAGAGAAGCAGUUUUUAGCAAGGUGGGUCCUUAUGAAGCUAUGGAAGAUAUUUAAGAUAGAAUUGUGAACGUGUUGGAUAUCUGCAUCGGUAUCAGUCAACUAUUUCCUUCUAAUGGUUCUUCCUGUGUAAAACUUGUAACAUCAAUAUAUUUAAUUCCAUGUUGUUCUUUUUCUUUUUAUAA